AUGUCAUUCUCCUUCUCGAUUGCCUUUGGCACCUUACAACAAGUGCCCCUCAGCACUCUUACAUUCAGUACCCUCGGCACCCUUGUGAGCGCUGCCCUCGGCACUUCCUACAAUCUACCGUCGGCACUUUUGCAUCAUUCGGCGCGUGCGAUGUCUUCACAUCCCCCCAAUGAUUCGGCAUCUGCCUUCGGCACCCUUACAUCAUUCGGCGUGCGAUGUUUUCACAUCCCCCAAUGA
Molecule: messenger RNA, 237 nt
Organism: Prunus armeniaca (apricot)
Lineage: Eukaryota; Viridiplantae; Streptophyta; Magnoliopsida; Rosales; Rosaceae
Source: the annotation of a GenBank genome assembly